This is a messenger RNA of Xiphophorus maculatus (southern platyfish), 2228 nucleotides long. RefSeq names its product UDP-glucose 6-dehydrogenase (gene ugdh). Gene Ontology annotation, molecular function: UDP-glucose 6-dehydrogenase activity; NAD binding. Gene Ontology annotation, biological process: glycosaminoglycan biosynthetic process. NCBI's taxonomy places the organism in Eukaryota, Metazoa, Chordata, Actinopteri, Cyprinodontiformes, Poeciliidae. The record is from RefSeq and is a predicted model, not a curated record. Bases 224 to 1714 code for a protein of 496 amino acids. Gene Ontology annotation, cellular component: nucleus; cytosol. The transcript has 12 exons.
CCUUCCGCUCAGUGAAACUUCAGGCUGCAGCUCAGGAAGUUACCACAGGCACUCCGCUCCACUGAUAUCGCCUGCAUCCCGCUGCUUCAGUCCAGGUUUACGAACCGUUGUCCAAUCAAACAGAACCGGAGAACCGGAACUCGCAGCUGUUUAGACUCAUCUACCAGAGAACCGAGCUGAACCUCCGCAGUGCUGAAGUUAACAGAUUACCGAGCUGGCAGAGAUGUUUGAGAUCAAACGGAUCUGUUGCAUCGGAGCCGGGUACGUAGGUGGCCCAACAUGCAGCGUAAUCGCUCAGAUGUGCCCGGAGAUCACGGUGACCGUCGUGGACGUCAACGAGACGCGCAUUAAAGCCUGGAACUCAGACACUCUGCCCAUUUACGAGCCGGGACUGAAAGAAGUGGUUGAAUCAUGCAGAGGGAAAAACUUGUUCUUCUCCACAGACAUUUCCUCAGCCAUUAAGGACGCCGAUCUUGUCUUCAUCUCCGUCAACACCCCAACCAAAACCUAUGGAAUGGGGAAGGGUCGCGCCGCCGACCUGAAGUUCAUCGAGUCGUGCGCUCGGCAGAUCGUAGAGGUCUCCGAUGGCUACAAGAUCGUCACGGAGAAGAGCACCGUCCCCGUGCGAGCCGCCGAGAGCAUCAGGCGGAUAUUUGACGCCAACACCAAACCCAGCCUGAACCUGCAGGUGCUGUCCAACCCCGAGUUCCUCGCAGAGGGAACGGCGGUGCGGGAUCUCAAGGAGCCCGACCGCGUCCUGAUUGGUGGGGACGAGACGCCGGAGGGUCAGAGGGCGAUCAAAGCGCUUUGUGCUGUGUAUGAACACUGGGUGCCCAAAUCCAGAAUCAUCACUACGAACACCUGGUCGUCUGAGCUCUCCAAACUGGCAGCCAAUGCUUUCCUGGCCCAGAGAAUCAGCAGCAUCAACAGCAUCAGUGCUCUGUGUGAGGCCACAGGAGCCGACGUGGAGGAAGUGGCCAAGGCCAUCGGAAUGGACCAGAGGAUAGGCAGCAAGUUCCUCAAAGCCAGCGUUGGUUUCGGUGGGAGCUGCUUCCAGAAAGAUGUGCUCAACCUGGUGUAUUUGUGCGAGGCCCUCAAUCUGCCGGAGGUGGCGUCCUACUGGCAGCAGGUGAUAGACAUGAAUGAGUACCAAAGACGACGAUUUGCUUGUCGGAUCAUCGACUGCCUCUUCAACACCGUCACCGGCAAAAAGAUCGCUCUGCUGGGGUUCUCUUUCAAAAAAGACACAGGUGACACCAGAGAGUCAUCCAGCAUCUACAUAUCAAAGUAUCUGAUGGAUGAGGGGGCCAAGCUGUUUAUCUAUGACCCCAAGGUUCUUAAACAGCAAAUCAUUCAUGACCUGUCCCAGCCCAGCAUCUCAGAGGACAACCCAGAAAGAGUGUCUGAGCUGGUGACUAUAACGUCAGAUCCUUAUGAGGCCUGCCAGAGCGCUCAUGCGUUGGUCAUCUGCACGGAGUGGGACAUGUUUAGGGAACUGGAUUACGAGAAGAUUUACAAGAAAAUGCUGAAGCCGGCCUUCAUAUUCGACGGUCGCAGAGUCCUUGACCACCUCCAUGCCGAGCUGCAGAGCAUCGGCUUUCAGAUCGAGACCAUUGGAAAGAAAGUGACUUCUGCUCGAAUCCCUUAUACCCCUGCAGUCGUUGGGUCUCGCACCGCUUCUACUGAGCCUCCAACCAAGAAGGCAAAAGCCUAAAGCUGAAUUCUCCCCCCAGCAGCAGGCAACUUUCCUCCUGCUUCCUUUUCAUUUCAACAGCAGAAGGGCCUGAGUAGCGUCCUGCCACCUGCUGGCCACACAGCAGGCCUGCAGCUUCUCUGCUACCUGGACGGACGACUGAAAGUGAUUACAGAUCAAAUAUUUUUUAUAUUAAAUCAUUCCAUGUGCACCAAUAACUUUACAUCACACCCAGAACAGUAUUUCACACAGACACACAUCAGAUGACCUGUUUUUUUAUAUAAACACUAUAAACACAAGUCAUUUCUUAUAUAAUUUACUAUAUAAUGAAGUACUGUCCUUAAAUGCAAAGUUUUAUAUAAUUAAAAAAAAAACAAUUUUUAUAAAUCAUGUUGCUGUAUGUUAAUCUUCCGUGUCAGGAUGUUCACCUGAAGGGCCAAUGCAAUAAAAUGUGAGUCUAUAAUUUGUACUGAACGCUUGUAAUCUAAAUCUUUAGAUACAAAUAUACUUUUCUCCAAUAAAUCUGUCUUUUUAA